Messenger RNA from Alternaria viburni, 678 nucleotides. RefSeq lists its product as uncharacterized. Lineage: Eukaryota; Fungi; Ascomycota; Dothideomycetes; Pleosporales; Pleosporaceae. The record is from RefSeq and is a predicted model, not a curated record. Bases 1 to 678 code for a protein of 225 amino acids. The transcript has a single exon.
AUGGGCAAGAAGUGCGAGCGUUACGACAAACAGCAGCUUCUUGACAUGCUCCAGGAGCAAUGCCCCGAUGCCAUGGCUAAGCUUCCCUCGGCUGAUACGUUCAUCUUCCAAAAUCUUGAUGACGGCCCUGGAAAAGCAAUGCUUCGUAUUGGCACCUGCACCAAAGGAAAGCGCAGCCCAACAACGCACGAGCUUUAUGUCCAAUGUGGCGGCAAGGCAAAGCCUGAAUUGUGGUUUGACAUCCAAAACGACUAUCAGAGCUUCAACGGCGACGGAUUCUUCAAGAAUAUGGACGGGUGGUACAUCUAUUCGGACAUUCUCAAGGCCGCGAUCGCCUUUGUCUUUGUUUACUGCGGCCACAAGGAGAAGUUCUGCGAUUUCGGCUUCGGGAAUGGCUUCAAGUUGCUGGUCAAAGUACUGAAUUAUUUGCUCUCUGACGUCGAGGGUGGCGCCGCCUCUAGCAACAACACUGCAGAUGCGGGCACUGAUACUGCAGAAGCUUCAGAUGCGGAUGCAAACAUGGUCAAAAUCCCCGGUGACGACCGCUCUGAAGAGAAGCUGCCCGAGGAAUACCCUCAGAAGUCACUGGACAACGUACUCUCUGAGAAACCCAGGAAGAGAUCGCUCAGUGUCGAAAGCGAUGAACCCGUGGUGCAGAAGAAGCUCCGCGUCGAGUAG